Molecule: messenger RNA, 672 nt
Organism: Caenorhabditis elegans
Lineage: Eukaryota; Metazoa; Nematoda; Chromadorea; Rhabditida; Rhabditidae
Gene: C06C3.7
Product: Upf2 domain-containing protein
Exons: 3
Coding region: 8-415 (135 amino acids)
Source: RefSeq, marked reviewed
AUUAAUCAUGUCUGCCAAAAACGUUUUGAAAAUGGCAAACAGGAACUCUGCAAACAAGAGAGACAUUCUCGGAGAUUUGCUCUCACUGAGCAGCAACAAAACUGUUAAUCUGAACGAGAUGGCACAUGGUCAGGGAAAGAGAAAAAUGGCAUCGAUUGACGGGCAAAAGGAGAAUCCGAAGAGAAUUAAGAUGAGCCAGCACAUGACUGCCAAGGAAGUUAAGAUUCCUCUAUUGCGAACGCCAGAUGAAGAAGCUCGGAAAAUCGAAAAACUCCGUCGAGAAGCCCGUAUCAAGCGAUCGAAGGAGGUUCACUAUGAUGCAGCAGAGCAACAACAAAUUAUGAUGAAUUAUGAAUGGACUGUUCAGAUGGAAGAACAAGAAAAAUUGAGAAAGAAGGUGGAAAAGAAGCAUUGAGAUCAACUCUGGAGGACGGUAUAAGAGGAAGCAAGUAAAAGGAGAGAAAGUAUUGAAGGUAGAGGAGACGCGACAAUCAAGUAUUUCAGAACGAUGAGAGCCGUAGUGUGGCGUGAAGUUUAUGCCAAGAGCGGUUAAGGUAAUUGAGUUUUUAUAGAGAAGAGCAACUCCUUCAUCCCCUUGAACCCCUUGAAAUUUAUUGUGAACGUUAGAAUUACGGUCAAGCCCUAGAGAAUGAGAUGAGAAUAAAGUGUUCG